AUGGAUCAAUGGCUUCUUAGGCAAACAAGACAUCUUCCCAGUAAGAGUGAGAAAGAAAGGAUUCUUACCUUUAUUAGCUUCUUGGUUUGGAACAUCUGGAAGGCGAGGUGUGCUUUUGUUUAUGAGCAUAAGCCCCUCUCUCCAAGCUAUACCAUCAGUACCACCAUCAAGCUAGUAACUGAGUUUCUUGAUGCAACUAACCACUCCCUGGUCAAUCUGAUCCAUGACACUUAUGAAUCGGAACCUCAUCCAGCUUGGAGUGCUCCCCCGGUUGAGCAUGUCAAAGUCAAUUGUGAUGCGUCUUGGCUAGCCCCAAAUUCAGCCGGACUCGGAGUAGUCAUCAGGGAUCAUACUGACUCUUUCCUUGGGGGUUCUGCUACCCAGGCCAUAUGCUCUUCAGUGGAAAUUGCAGAAUCUGAAGCAUUACUAUCUGGGGUAAAUCUUGCAGCAUCAUUGAAUUUGAAAAAGGUAAAAUUUGAAUCAGAUGCAAGGGAGGUCAUCACUAACCUGAAGAAUCCAAGGGCUCGGAGCUGGAGAUUGUUUCUGAUCAUCGAUCAAAUCCGGAAACGUUGCUCGAUGUUUGAUUACUGCACUUGGGGGUUGGGACUGGGUUCCCCGUGA
Messenger RNA from Rosa rugosa (rugosa rose), 621 nucleotides. RefSeq lists its product as uncharacterized. Lineage: Eukaryota; Viridiplantae; Streptophyta; Magnoliopsida; Rosales; Rosaceae. The transcript has a single exon. Bases 1 to 621 code for a protein of 206 amino acids. The record is from RefSeq and is a predicted model, not a curated record. Gene Ontology annotation, molecular function: RNA-DNA hybrid ribonuclease activity; nucleic acid binding.